Messenger RNA from Sapajus apella (tufted capuchin), 1627 nucleotides. RefSeq names its product clathrin heavy chain linker domain-containing protein 1. The record is from RefSeq and is a predicted model, not a curated record. The transcript is spliced from 9 exons. The coding region runs from base 214 to 1419 and encodes 401 amino acids. Lineage: Eukaryota; Metazoa; Chordata; Mammalia; Primates; Cebidae.
UUCUGGGAAUUGUAGUUUUCCACUGCUUUCUUCUACCUUGGACUACUAGUCCCAAGAUGCACUUCCACCUCCCAGAUUCCCUAGUUACUAUCGCUAAGCACUGGAGUUGGUGUUUGGAGAAAGGGAUUCAGACUUAUCAAAGAUUUGACUUUGUUGCAAGAGCAGAUCAAUAUUUAACUUUUCUCCAGUGAACAAGUGUGCGGAUUGUCACCUAUGUCAGUCCAUCAAAUAAGAAAACAUGCAGUUCUCCCACCUAUCAUUUGCAGAAGUGACAAGGAAUUUUUGGAAAGUAUGCAAAGAUACAUAAUCACAGAAACUGAAAGACUGGGCUGUAAUGAGGAAGGACCUGCUGAUGAAUAUUACAUCAUAUACCGAAAUGUUUUUGACAAGGUAAUUGAGCAUGCCACUGCAUACAAAUCCAUUCUUACUUCAAUCAAAAAAGAAUAUGAUGCCUUUAUUGAGACAAUAAAGAAAAGCCAAAGAACUGCAGUCUGUCUUCAUGGAAAACUUAAAAGUUUGGCAGCAGAGCCUACAGCGUUGGUAUAUCACAGGAAAAGAACAAUCCAACUUGAAGCAAAAAUGAGGAUUAUUGAAAAUAAUUCCUCAAAGAUUCAAUCUCAAAUACAUAAAAUCAAGCAGCAUAGGGCAGAGUAUGACACGAAAGAAGCAAAAUAUUGUCCUUUCUCCAAAGAUCCUUCAAAGCCUAUUCCAGGCAUGACUGUCCAGGAAUCCGUCAAUCUAGAUGCUCUCACUGAAUACAUGAAACAUCUUGAAGACAAAUAUGCAGAAAUUAAACAAACUAUGUUGAUAAAAUAUGUACCAGCUCAGAGGAAGGCUGAUUUAGAUGAAGAAAUGAUUGUGUUAGUAAAACGGCGAGAUGUAGCUGAAAAUCUGAACAAAAAAUUACAGUUUAGUCAUCAAAGACUGCAGAUAAUUUCACAGGCACUUACUUCAUGGAUAACAUCUGACAUGAGCACCCCAUUUCAAGAUUUUGUGGAGCAAAUUCAGAAAACCAAAUGUUUACAAGUGGUACUUCCAAUAUUUACAGGUGACCAAGGCGUUGUUGAAGAACUACUGAAAGAUGAUCCACACAGGGCAAAAGAAGCUGAAAUGACGCUUCACUACAUUGAAAGAUUUAAUGAAUUAAUCUCACUUGGUGAAUAUGAAAAGGCAGCUAGUUAUGCAGCCAACAGUCCUAGAAGAAUUCUUCGAAACAUUGGUACAGUGAAUACAUUUAAGGCUGUUGGAAAAAUUAGAGGAAAGCCUCUUCCAUUACUCUUAUUUUUUGAGGCCCUCUUUAUCACAAGUCAUGCUUUUCGAUGUCCUGUUGAUGCAGCUCUAACCCUGGAAGGAAUCAAAUGUGGAUUAUCAGAAAAACGGUUAGAUUUAGUUAUCAAUUGGGUUACACAGGAAAGGUAAGCAACGUUAAGCUUUUAACUCAAUUUUGACAUUUGGUUAUAAAGUUGUUUGCUCUAAAAAUAUUAAUAAUUUUCUUAUCAAUACAUUAUUUGUACAUUUGCUUCAGGUCCCUAUUGCAAUUAAUCAGAAAGUGUUUAGUGGUUGGGUAUGGUGGCUUAUACCUGUAAUCCUCGCACUUUGGGAGGCCGAGGUGGGAGGAUCACUUGAG